This is a messenger RNA of Anopheles coluzzii, 2328 nucleotides long. RefSeq names its product DNA-(apurinic or apyrimidinic site) endonuclease (gene Rrp1). The transcript is spliced from 5 exons. The record is from RefSeq and is a predicted model, not a curated record. Bases 325 to 2175 code for a protein of 616 amino acids. Gene Ontology annotation, biological process: base-excision repair. Gene Ontology annotation, molecular function: DNA binding; endonuclease activity; DNA-(apurinic or apyrimidinic site) endonuclease activity. Gene Ontology annotation, cellular component: nucleus. Lineage: Eukaryota; Metazoa; Arthropoda; Insecta; Diptera; Culicidae.
UUUCGCUACCCGGCAUCUGCACGGCAAAUCCUCGGUCGGCGGCAGUCGCGCUUGCUGAAUUUUGUUGUUUGAAGUGUUUUUUUUCUCCGUUUUUGGAAGGUGUGGUGCUGUGGCAAGAGCUUCGAAACUCCAUCCGUCGGCGGGGCAAACGAAGAUUAUAUCGCUCGCUUGCUGGCGUUGGAUGUGCAAAAGUCUCAUAAACCACGAAACCCAAGGUUUUCGAUUCGAUAUCCGGUUUUUGAUCAAGGCCGCACGAUAGUGUGGUGUGGGGAAGAACAACAGAAAAAACAACAAAGUUCUAGUCCAGUUUCCCGAUUUGGAGUCAUGGAAGAAAAGCCGAAAAAGCGUGGACGUCAACCGAGAGGUGCUGCCAAAGAGGCCGCCGUUGAAGCGGAAAAGCAGCAGGAGCAGCUUACGGAACCCGAACAAAUGCCAGCGGAACCGUUGAAGGCUCGUGGUGGUAGCAAACGGAAAGCGAUCGUUCCAGAACCGGCACCGGUGGUGGAAAAGCCAGCACGGAAACCGGCAGCAAAGCGUACAAAGGCGGCCGACGUGGUAGAAGAAAGCAACGUAGUGGAGACAAAUGGUGCGAAAACCAAUGGGGAGGUGAUGGAAAAGGUCGCACCGGCUAAGAAGGGUCGAUCGACGAAAAAGGAAACAGUGCCCGAGCAAGAAGCAUCCAGCAAUGGCACGGUGGAAGAUGGCAAAGCAAAGGGGAAGAAAGCUCCUGCCAAGAGAGAAACGAAGGCGACCAAAGCUUCGAAGACAGUGGAGGAGCCUGCUGCGGUGAAGGAAAUGGUCGAAGAGGAGGAGGCUCCAGCGCCUGCUAAGCGUGGACGAACCAAAGCUAGCACCAAACAGGAGGAGGAGUCGGAAAAGGCUGCUCCAGCGAAGCCAAAGGGACGUGGAAAAGCGAAAGACAAGACGGAUGGCGGUUAUGAUGUCUCCGAAACGAAGCCUGUAGAGCCGGAAGCGUCUUCUGCUGUCAAAUCCACAGCUAAGACCGCUAAACCGACCACAAAGGGUAGAAAGAAAGCAGCGGAGGACACUGCUGCAGUUUCCACCGCACCCGAAACUUCCCCUUCCAAGGCUGUAGAACGGCCAAAGCGGACUCGAAGGGCGAUUAUCCCGCGCGUGGCUGACAACGGAGAGGCUCUGGAAGAUGCCCCCAAAAAGGCAACGAAGAAAAAGGCACCUUCUGAAGAAGCUACGAAUGGAGACAUUCCCACCGUAACGCAACGAAAAAGGGCGAAGCCUCAACCACCUGCAGAUGAAAUGGAAGAAGACGAGGAGGAAGCGGUACCGUCAAAGGGAAAGAAAGCGAAAACGGCAUCGACAGCUCCGAAAACGAACAUAUCUGCCACCAAUUAUGGGAAGUUAAAUUUCGCCCUCGAGGAGGACAAACAGUGGAACUUCAAAAUCUCCAGCUGGAACGUGGCCGGACUGCGCAGCUGGGUUGGCAAGGGCGGGCUCGAGUUUAUCGAGCACGAAAAGCCCGACAUCCUGUGCGUGCAGGAAACGAAGUGCACGGAGGACCAGAUGCCCGACGAGGCACGCCACAUCAAGGGCUACCAUCCGUACUGGCUGUGCAAGCCGGGCGGACACGCGGGCGUUGCGAUCUACUCGAAAAAGAUGCCCUUCCACGUGGCGUACGGGCUGGGCGACGAGGAGCAGGACCAGGACGGGCGGCUGCUGACGGCCGAGUACGAAAAGUUCUACCUGGUGUGCGUGUACGUGCCGAAUGCGGGCAGAAAGCUGGUCACCCUGCCGAAGCGCUUGCGGUGGAACGAAAAGUUCCACCAGUAUUUGCGCGAUCUGGACGCCAAGAAGCCGGUCAUACUGUGCGGCGACAUGAACGUGGCGCACGAGGAGAUCGAUCUGGCCAACCCAAAAACGAACAAGAAGAACGCCGGCUUUACGCCGGAAGAGCGCGAAGGGAUGACGGAGCUGCUGUCGUACGGGUUUGUCGAUACGUUCCGGAAGCUGUAUCCCGACCGGACCGGUGCGUACACGUUCUGGACGUACAUGGGGGGCGCUAGGGCAAAGAAUGUGGGCUGGCGGCUCGAUUACUUCAUCACGUCCGAGCGGUUGGCCGGCAAGGUGACGGAUAAUGUGAUCCGCUCGCAGGUGUUCGGUAGCGAUCACUGUCCCGUGACGUUGUUUUUAAAUAUUUAAAGCGGCAGAAGCGGUUUGUAGGUUUGUUUGUGUUCGAAUAGUAUGCCUUUUUUCGUAUUAGGUUUGUCUGCUGUCGAGAUUGGUGACGCGUAAAUAAUGAAUGUCGUCCCCCGGUUAGACGACGGUGUCGGUCUACGUGGGUGGUUACCGUGA